Ceratosolen solmsi marchali is the source of this 1619-nucleotide messenger RNA. Its product is annotated as alanine--glyoxylate aminotransferase 2, mitochondrial. Lineage: Eukaryota; Metazoa; Arthropoda; Insecta; Hymenoptera; Agaonidae. The coding region runs from base 1 to 1530 and encodes 509 amino acids. Gene Ontology annotation, molecular function: pyridoxal phosphate binding; L-alanine:glyoxylate transaminase activity. The transcript is spliced from 8 exons. Gene Ontology annotation, biological process: glyoxylate catabolic process. Gene Ontology annotation, cellular component: mitochondrion. The record is from RefSeq and is a predicted model, not a curated record.
AUGACAAGAAUUGCAGCAACGUGUAAGACCAAAUUAACGUUUUCAGUAGUAAAAAGGAACCUAUGUUGCAAACAACUACGAAAUUUCUACAAUACGGGAAUUCAUAAGGAAGCAUCAUUUCCAACAUGUGAUUAUACGCCUUCUGUUUAUAAAGGUGCCAGCUAUGAGACAAUAAUAAAAUCUAGAGAGAAUUACGUAAUACCGAGUCAGAAACCUUAUUACAAAAAGCCAUUGUUAUUACACGAAGGUCGAGGCCAAUGGGUCUGGGAUAACGAAGGACGUCGAUACCUCGAUAUGUUUGGCGGAAUAGCAACUAUAUCGGUCGGUUAUUGCCACCCAAAAGUAGUAUGUGCAAUGUCGGAGCAGUCGUAUAAGCUGGGGCAUGCGACUGCAGUGUAUCUGCAUCCACGUUACCACGAGUAUGCAGAGAAAUUGACGAGUCGUCUGCCUCCGGGCUUAAGCUGCGUAUACUUGACUAAUAGUGGCUCUGAGGCUACGGAACUUAGUAUACAGCUCGCACGGCUGUACACGGGCCGCAACGAAAUAAUCUCCCUUAAAAAUUGUUACCAUGGGGCUACUGCCGUUGCCGCUGCUACAACUGCUAUAUCUACCUAUAAGUAUCCACUUCUCCUGCCUCCUGGACAUAUUCAUGUGACUAAUCCAGAUGUGUACCAGGGCCCCUGGGGUGGCUCUAAUUGUCGGGAUAGUCCUGUGCAAGCAGGAAAUAGGAUAUGUAAUUGUGCGGAGGGCAAGUGCCAAGCGGAAGAUAAUUACUUUAAACAAUUUCAAGACACGUACGAAUCCCUUGUGCCUGCAGAUGGUCAAAUAGCGGCUUUUAUCGCCGAGAGUAUUCAGGGCGUUGGCGGUACGGUGCAGUAUCCACGUGGUUACCUAAAACGCGUGCAAAAGCAAGUACACGAGCUUGGAGGUAUUUUUAUUGCGGACGAGGUACAAACAGGUUUCGGAAGAACAGGUGGGAGUUUCUGGGGCUUCGAAGGCCACGGCCUAAAUCCUGACAUCGUUACCAUGGCCAAAGGCAUCGGCAACGGGUUUCCCCUGGGCGCAGUCGUCACUAGGCCCGAGAUUGCUCGAGCCCUCACCAAGGCCCAUUACUUCAAUACUUACGGUGGCAAUCCGAUUGGAUGUGCCGUUGGUGCUGCCGUCCUUGACAUAAUUGAAGAAGAAAGUCUUCAAGAAAAUGCUUUGAAUGUUGGAACUCACAUAUUGUACAAUUUGGCUACUUUGAUCAAAGAAUUUCCAUCAAUUAUGGGUGAUGUCCGGGGAAAAGGGUUAAUGAUCGGUAUUGAACUUGUAAAUGAUUCAACAACGAGAGAGCCCUUACCACAUGAUGAAAUGGCUCAAAUUUUCGAAGAUAUCAAAGAUAUGGGAGUUUUAUUUGGAAAAGGUGGAGUUAAGGGAAAUGUAUUGAGACUUAAACCACCACUUUGCGUUACAAAAGAAGAUGGAGAUUAUGCUGUUGAAGUUUUAAGAUCUGCGUUAAAAAAACAUCAAACAAAUAUAAAAUGUUGAGCAAAAGGAUAAAAUAAUCUAUACAAAUCUACAUAAAAACAUCCUGUUAAAAUGAAUGUACGUUGGUAUAUAGAAGCAUAAUAUGUAUA